AUGUCGACUACCCCGGUGAAGCGACUCCACAUCACGCCCCUGGACGCAGCUCUGCUCAAUACCAUCCUCCAUCCGACGACCCGUUCCCUCGCAACAGACAUCUCCUUCCACACCGUCCAGACGUUCCCUGAGAGUAAUUAUGGGUUCGUAACGCUGCCCACGGCCGAAGCGGAAAAGCUGGUUAAAAAGCUGAAUGGCUCGAUCCUGAAAGGCAGGAAGCUCCGGAUCCAGGAGGCUAGGCUCAGAAGGGAGAUACCGCUCGAGGAACUCACUUCUCCCGAGGAUCCUGGCCCAAAGGUAACUUGCAAUACCGCUAUGGCGAAAAAACGCAAAGCUGGUGAUAACGCCAUCGAAGGCUAUGAAUUGCCGUCAGAGCGUCGCGUAAAGCGAGGAUGGACUGAGGCGCCCGAUAAAGAGAAGAAUCGAUCACGGAAGGCCGACAGGAAAGAGCAGAAGAAAGACAGCAAGGGCAAGAAAGCUCAGAGAUCUAAAUAUACAAAUAACCCGGAAUGUCUCUUUCAGACCGUGCCUCCCCCCAAUAAAGCAGACCUUUCCAAAGCGGAUAAAAAAAGAAAAAGAAAGCCAUCCGACACCGCUGCUGUUGUGGUCCAUGAGUUCGAAAAGUUGACUACCCAUCCAAGCUUCUUAAGGACCGGCCAGGACUCGUCAUCGAAGAGUCUGACAAACGAGUACGUUGACGGGAAAGGGUGGCUUGACCGAAGUGGGAGUGUGAAAGAAGCUAGCUCGCUGAAAACCAAGCCGGAGCCCACAAGUCGGAUAAGGCCGCAAGAGAGAAAUGUCUCAAAGAUUUCGGUUCAAAUCACCGAAAACUGGGCUCCAAGUUCUAGUGAGGACGAGACUUCAUCGUGCGGAUCGUCAAGCGAAGAAGAAUCGCCUGGAUACUCGUCCUCGUCCUCUAGCGAUGAGGUCUUAAAUAAAGAAACUACGAACGAUUGCGUUGUUCAUCCGUCGCCGUCUACUUCCAAGCGCAGUUCCAAUGACAAAUCACUUGCGGGAAAUGGCGAUAUAACUUCGUCGACUACCUUGGCAAUGGACGAAGCCUCCAGCGAUUCUACUUCUGAAUUAUCUGACGAGGGCGACGUGGAUCAAGGGAAUGAAACGUUCAGGGAUCGUCACGAUUCCAUUGACGGUGUUGAUGAUGAAACAUCCUCGAGCAAUUCCUCUAGCGAAGAUGACACCGCCGUCUCUAGUUCAGCCUUGGAUGGCGGGGACUCUCACUCCGAUAAGGAGGAGGAGGAAAGCGAAAACGAACCCCCAGCCAAAGAGGUUCAACAGGCCGACACAACCCCAGAGUGCGUGCCUGCCCCCAAAGAAAUCCACCCCUUGGAAGCUCUGUUCAAACGGCCAGCAUCGGGGGCAGCAACCCCGCCCGGAAAGGCGCAACCCGCGGCUAGCACGGCGUUCAGCUUUUUUGGCAACGCCGAAGAAAAUAGCGACAUCGAAGACGAAGAUGAUUAUACAACCAGUCUCCAUGGGGCCGAUGGCAACAUUGUUGCUGAACCUCAGACACCCUUUACAAAAAUGGAUUUGCAGAUCCGCGCUGUGCGUAGCGGUGCCCCUACUCCUGACACCGUUGCCGUCAGCAAAGUUAGGUUCUGGGAAGAAGAUGAAGAGGAGGACAGUGCAGAUGUCGACGCAGAAGGGAAUGACAGGGGCGACGGAACUAUGAAACCAACAACCAUCUUAUCUAAAGCCACCGAGCGAAAGGACCCAGAGGCCGAUGGAGAAAGUGAAUUUUCGAAGUGGUUCUGGGAGAACAGAGGCGAUAACAACCGUGCUUGGAAGAGGAGACGAAGAGAGGCGGGUAAAGAGAGAAGACAAAGGGAAAAUAGGCGACGGGGAAGAUAA
Messenger RNA from Coccidioides posadasii C735 delta SOWgp, 1869 nucleotides. RefSeq lists its product as uncharacterized. The record is from RefSeq and is a predicted model, not a curated record. Gene Ontology annotation, molecular function: nucleic acid binding. Lineage: Eukaryota; Fungi; Ascomycota; Eurotiomycetes; Onygenales; Onygenaceae.